Molecule: messenger RNA, 1092 nt
Organism: Plasmopara halstedii
Lineage: Eukaryota; Oomycota; Peronosporomycetes; Peronosporales; Peronosporaceae
Exons: 1
Coding region: 1-1092 (363 amino acids)
Source: RefSeq, a predicted model, not a curated record
AUGAAAAGCAAAGUUUUAUUAAAAGGACUUGUCUGCGGUGGCACCCUCUUGUCUUCUGAUUAUCUUCGAUAUGGCAGUGGUAUGGCAUCUGCAUUCCUCAUCCCGAACUCAACUGGCACCGUUUUACACUCGCGACGUACUGCAGAGUUCGACAAGAACACAACCACGGCAUCAACUGAUGACGACGACGAAAGAAUUAAUAUCGCUUUGUCUGAGAGACUUGGUAAAGCUUCAAAUGGCUUUGUGAAAAAAUUACAGACGAUCAAGAUGGACUUGAAAAAGGUUCUGCGCAAUCAAAAGUACGAGCAAACACUUAAGAGCUUUACGAAAAACAAACUUGGAGACAUUCCCUUGAAUGAACUCUUUACGCAUCCAAACUUUAUCCUCUGGACUUCGAACACCGUCAAGCGCUACAAAUAUGACGAAAAGAAGGCCUACGACGCGAUGUACUUGAUAUUACUCAAGAACGUCAAAAAUCAAAAAGAGCUUACCGAAUGGCUCGGUAGCACUUCGGCCAGAACGCUUAAUAUGCUUGGAAUGUCUGAGCUGAACUAUUGGAAAGUAGAAAAAAAAUUCACUUUGGAAGAUCUCUACGACUUUCUAGAACUAGGGAGUCAAAAGGCUGAACUGCUGGAUAGCAAGAAAUUUGGCAGGUGGAUGGAUUAUGCGGUUGAAGUCAAAGAGAAUGCGCUAGACAAGUUGUGGUUAAUAUUGAGCCAUGAACGCAACGAUCAACAAAUUGUUGAACUGCUGCGAAAGCCACGGACGACAGGGAAUGCACAGCAUGUCGGGCGACAGUUGGAAAGUAAGUUGGUGUCAAAGUGGAUAUUGAUGGGAUACACAAAUGAAAAAGUACUUCAGCAUUUGGGUAUGAGCGAUCACGAAGUCACCGUCUGGUUGACUUAUUUAAGCACGGUAAAGAAAGACGCAUAUGCAUUAAUGAAGUCAAUGCACAUCAUUCCUGACAUCGAAACAGUGCUACAGUCUCAAAAUGAAGCCGCCAUCAACGCUGCAAAGAUCAUGCAUCAAGAACAAAAGACGAAGCGGGGCCAAGCUGGCGUUAGCGACAGUGAAAUCGUUGAAGCCUCGUAA